This is a messenger RNA of Cataglyphis hispanica, 6751 nucleotides long. Its product is annotated as serine-rich adhesin for platelets-like. Lineage: Eukaryota; Metazoa; Arthropoda; Insecta; Hymenoptera; Formicidae. The record is from RefSeq and is a predicted model, not a curated record. Gene Ontology annotation, cellular component: PRC1 complex. Gene Ontology annotation, biological process: negative regulation of transcription by RNA polymerase II. Gene Ontology annotation, molecular function: promoter-specific chromatin binding.
GGAGAUAAUGUGAGAAUCGUCUUCGCGAAAGGACAGUAAUCGUAUAUGAUGGCAACCCGUGACAAGUUACAUCUGACCCAACUUUCCUGACUUUUGAGGCCAAAUGGCGAUUACUAAAUAAAACGGACGAUUUUCGCUUCGUUCGUCACAAUGUCAGGGCAAAGUGGUGGACAUCGAGUGCGGUUGGCCAAGCUUAAUGAGCAAUUGACAUGCAAAUUGUGUGGUGGAUAUUUUAUCGAUGCCACUACCAUUAUAGAAUGUUUACACUCAUUUUGCAGAAGUUGCAUUGUUAAAUAUUUGGAGAAUAACAAAUAUUGCCCAAUCUGCGAAGUACAGGUUCACAAAAGUAGGCCGUUGUUAAAUAUACGACCUGAUCAUACAUUACAAGAUAUCGUAUAUAAAUUGGUACCUGGAUGUUACCAAAAUGAAAUGCGAUGUCGGAAAGAAUUUUACGCGAAACAUCCAGAAGUAUGCAGUCAGACAAUGUCUCCGGAAGCCCGUGGAGAACCUAUAGAAUCGCAUAUAUAUUCCCCAGAUGAAUCUCUUAGCUUGUCGUUGGAGUAUUUUAAUCCUCAUACAAAGGAUUUAAGUGAAGUGAAUGCUAUUAUGGAUGGCACACAAAAACCCAUUUUAAGGCGAUACUUUCGGUGUCCAGCAGCGGUUACAAUAUUUCAUUUACAAAAAUUAAUAAGAGCCAAAUAUGGACUUAGUGAUGCAAAUAGAGUGGAUAUUAUGUACAAAGAGGAGCAAUUAUGCAGUAGUUAUACAUUAAUGGAUAUUAUGUAUAUGUAUCAUUGGAGGCGGAAAGUUCCACUACAUUUAAGCUAUAGGAUAUUUGAAUCGUCUUUAAAACGUAUGAAAUUGUCAGAAGACAACACAAAUUAUAAAAAAUCUUUAAAAGAUGCUAGUAUUGAUGCUAUAGAAUUAAAAGAUGAGAAAUUGAUGAAACGCGAAUGGAAAGAGGUGCAAUUGAAAAUAUCGGAAACUGGUGUGAUGAGUAUAACUGAUAUAUCAAGUACAGUACACAAAAGAGAUGCGGGGAUCGAAAAUUUGCAAGAUGAAAAAUCUUCAGGACAAACUAUCACUUCCAUUGUAGAAGUGAACAAAACAGAUUCAUUGAUAGAAAAUUGCGACGUAUCUAAAUCACCUUCGAUAGAAAUAAUGCAAUCUACCGUGGCCAUCGACACGCAAAUAACAAAAAAUCCAAUGAGUAAUGCAUUUCUCGCUACGAGUGACGUUAAGACUACAACAGAGAAUUCAUCGAUUAAGAAUUGCACGUCGUCAAGCACUCAACACAAUGGGAAUACCACGAAACAGGAAAACGAAACGGGAAAUUGCACCGUUCCAGAAAAAUUACAGCAAGACGUGCGUGAAGUAAAAGGCCGCAAUCAAACCGCUAAUGUCGAAGAUAAACCAGGACAGAAAACUAUUAUUCAACCAGUAACACAAUUAGUGGAGGAGAGCGCAAAUAUUGUUGAAAAUACCGAAGGGACGAAAAAGUUAUCGAUAAAUAAUAAUAACAAUAGUACAGAUUUCAAGGCUGAAAUUCCGAAGGAAUGCGUAAAAAGUACAUGCGUAGAUUCGAAAACGGGAAAUGCCGGGUCAAAAAUCGACGCGUUAAGCGUAAAACUGCAAUUUCAACCGAAAAUGGGUCAAGUCAAUAAUACUUAUUCCAAGAAAACACCAAAGGAAAAACGCGCGAUUCUUCAGCAGAAUACAAAGAAAUCCGAUGUUAAAUCAUCUACCGAGAGUACAAAACUUUCUGAUACAAAGACGCGAACGAGUUGCGGGAAUACAACAGCCAAGAUAUCAGUCUCAUGUUCUACGGUGAUCCCUUCGCAAAAAUCGGUCGUAUCCGCGAUAGCAUCUCGAAACUCUUCCUCGGCGACGGAUAUCGGUUCUGGUAGACAGGAAGCUCUCUAUGAGAAAGAUAAUCAUAAUACGAAUAUCGAUGUGCAGCAGGCGUUGAAUUUGCUGGAACAGAAAACAGCGAAUUCGCCCAUACAAGCAACACUAGAAUCUGUCCCAAGAACAAGUAGUAGCCACGUCACCAGUACAGUAAAUCAGAGAUUACAAGGGACAUCAAGUAAUAAUAAUAGUAAUAAUAAUAAUACCACGACGAAUGAAAAUAUUGUAUUCACGAUUGUAUCGAAUUCUUCUACAUCUACAAUCAGUCAAACAACAUCAUCAACAACGUUUCCUUAUACGCUCCAUGAUAUAGUAAUUAACUCAGCUGCUGUAAAACCGACGUUCAAGAAUUCCAGCGCGACGGGUAGCUGUACGACACUUCAAAAAGCAUUGGGAACGUCACCGGUUGUCGCUUGUUCAACGUCGAAUAGUCAAGCAUCUCUUAUGCCGCCUCAGUUCAAUGUACAAACACCUUCAAUGAGCAUAUAUUCUGUAUCUAUGCCUUUGAAGAGUAAUUGCGGUAACACGAGCCAAAGUGUAAGUACCGUGACGGCCACGUCAACGGCAACAAUUACGGUGACAACAUCAAAAUCGACUGUAUGCUCGGUACCACCAUGUCCAGACGCAAUUCCUAUAUCCUUGAUGAAACAAGCGUCUAUACGCAAGCAGGAGGCGACUGCUAAGGGUACCAAUUUAAAUGAGAUUUGUGCGAAAAUUGGUUCCAUCGGUACAAUUGGCUCUAAAAUUAACGAUAUCUGCGCAAAAAUAGGAGAAAACUCGAAGGAGAAGAACAGAGUGGAACAGGCACGCAAUAAAUCGGACGUACCGGAUCUGCUUAAAAUCGGUACGAAGAAGAGUCCUUCGUCGUCGCUAUCCAAUUCAGACACGACAAUUAAACAUAUACCGAAUAUACCUAAUGUACCGGUAUACAAUCCGAGUAGCAACGCGACAACGGAGAAUAAGAAUGCCAAGCCAGUGUCCGCGGGUGCUCUGGCGGUAUCAUCGACAGUAACAUCGUUGGCAUCGACGUCGUCACCCCAGAUGCCCAGAGAAUGUCCUCUCAAGAAGCAAAGCCAACCGAUCGGAUAUAAAACAUUGCGUGAUCCACCCAAGUCCUGGAACCCAACGUUAUCAAAAAAUAAUUACGUGGCCGUGAAAAAUCAAGCGAAGGAGAUGCAGAAUCAAACCCAAACCACGUCCGCGUCCGAGGGCACGAGCAAACAGAUCCCGUCUAAACCGGCCAAAAUCUUCAAGAUGAGAAACGUGCCACGAUAUCUGGGUAAUCCGGCAUCGGGCGUGAAGCCCAUGUAUGGAGUCACGAACGAUGCGAAGGAAAAGGAACAGUCGGCAGUUGCUAAUACGAAGAGCGCCACCCUCAAUAUGAUGAAGAUCGAUCCCAAAACCUUGUCACCUAUUGUUUCCACGAUCAAUUCGCCGAUCGUCUCGCCGCCGCCUUAUUCGCCGAACGCUCGAAGUUAUCAAAAUACACCGUAUCCGCGGGACAUAUGUCGAAGCACCGGUUCCCCGAUAUCGCCGAGAAACUCGCCGGUGAAUAUGCUGUCGACGAAUCCAUUCAUACCGUCUCCUACACCAAAUACAAAUCCACGGAUUAUAUUUUCUCAUUUCCCCCCUCCGUUUCCGGACGCCAGCCGAUUCCCGAAUCCCUUGAUACGCUCGCCCAUCGGUAUCCCGCCUCCCAGUGCCUUCCAUAGCAGUUUACCGCCUUCGAUCAAUAAAUUGUAUCAACGAUCAGGCAGCUAUAUACCGCAAACCACCGGUAGUUACUCGCCGGUAUCCAAUCAACCGCCGGCGGUGCAGCGAAUACCACCUAGCACGCAUUCGUCUUCGCCGAAAUCACCCAAGGCCUCGUCGCCGAGUUCGAUAUCGUGCACGUCGUUUAAUCUGGGAAAAGCGGAAUCACAGUCGCCGAUCACAUCGGUAGCAGAUAGCGUCGCAUUACUUCUCUCCAAGAAUGUCCCAAUGCCGAUACCGGUACCAUCAUUGCAACGAGAGCUCAACGCGUUCAAUUUAUCCAAAACUGGUGGCAGUUUAGGUCCGAACUCCAAUGUCGUCGUCGUCAAAACGUCAUCCGCAACGGAUACAAGCAAUGCAGAUACGAUCGAGACGCAGAUCGCCAAACAAAAUUCUCCCGCGGUGUCGCACAAUUCCACGUCGAGUGCGGAGAUAUCCGGAAAUUCGAAUUCGCCGAGCAACACCGGCGAACGAAAGCAAUGUAAAGACACGGAUCAAACGACGCCGCAGGAAACGAUGCGUAGUCCUAAAGAGGAAAAUCCUAAGGCGAAGUCUACGGAAGCGAAAUGUAGCACUGAAAUCGCUGAUAACGCCAUGGGCACGUCUCCUGACAAGAAGGAAAAAAAUCAGGCAGCCAGAGUCAACGGUGACGUUACAACAGAUCAGUUUGCAAGUAAGAAUUCUAAGGAAGCUAAUAGUGAUGAAGUGACGACACCAGUGAUGGAGACGACCGAAAGAGAUGGCCAAACCGAACGAUCCUCGUCCAGAGAACGGAGUAGCAUUCCGAAUAGUAAUGCUCAAGAUAAUAAUAUAAGUGACUCUUCAUCGGCGAACGAGUCUAAGAAUGACAAGAGCGGCGAGCAGAUACAGGGUAAAAAGUCCGAAGUGCAAAGAAAUAAAGCGGAAACGUGAGAUCACUGUAAAACAUGAGAAUUAAACUGAUUAAAUUAAUCAUGCGAAUCGCGCGUCGAUGACAGCUGUAUUUAAUUCGACAUACAAUCUGGCUUUAAAUAUAAUAAUUUAAUCCUGUACAGGCUUAUACACACGGUCCAUAUUAUGAUAUUUAUUGCCAGUAAUUCGAAUGUUGUACGAGUAUAUUCCACAUAUACUUGUACUAUUAAAGAUCCUUUUGCGCUCUCCUUUUGUCAUCCGCGUGUAGCGAAAAAAAUUACAAGAGAUGCUGAUUAACAACGCUAAGCGAUGAAUUUUUACAGUAUGCGUAUCGUGUAAGGAGUGAGAAGAGCGGUCAUUGUUGAAAAUGUUUCACAACGUGUUAGGAAUCUGUAUAUUUCUGUAAAUAGCAAUCGCGAAAGAUCUAAUUAUUUUCUAUUAUAAAUGAGUUAUUAUAUAUAUCAUUACGUUGAGUACGUUAUUUUAUAAGCAUACGUUAAUUGCGAGAUCAUCUGAAUUUUUAUGCGCGUAUCUAAUACUGAUAUUAACCGUUAACGAGUCACUCCUCCCUCCUCUCUUUUCCUGUUGUUAUUAUACAUAUACAUGUAUGUAAAUGUAUACGACGUGUUCCACUUUCAUCAUAUAUCUCUUCAAUUAUGAUUCCUUUGCAGAUUUCUCUAGUAAAAAUUUGAUGGAUAUUAUAAUUUCUAACAAUCUGUAAUAUUAGAGUCUCUCAUAAACAAAACAGAUCAAUUCCACCUUUUGUAAAUUUAAUUUUAAUACCAGAGCAAUAAUCGUAUGCUUUAGUACGAAAUUUAAGAAAUUUACGAAAAGUGGAACUGAUGAAUGAUAUAUAUGACAGUAGUAAAAAAACAGUAAUAGUAAUGCAUUUCAAGUGGGACAGUGUCUUAUAUUUAUCUUGUUUCGUUAUACAUUAUAUUAUGUAUUGCAAUAUUUUGGAGCAUACAUUUUUCGCGGAUAUCGAUACAAGUUGCGGAAAUAGUGACCUUAAAAAAAAAAAAAGAUUUGCCCUAUUAAAGUUAUAUAUUUAAAUCAACUACAUGAUUUGUGUCUCGGUGUACACAUGCUUGCUGUUGAUUUGUUAAUGUCAUAGUGUAUAAUGUCACGUUAUGUCACAUCUUAAUAGCACAUAAUAUUCGUUCUUGCAUAUUGGAUGCAAGAAAUUUUUAAAUGGGGAUUCAAGUUAUUCGUUAGCAUUAAGUAACAAAGUAUCACAGUCACUUUUUUGUGUAUAACAUAAUUAUGAAAAGACACGAUGAUUCGUAGUAGAAGAGGAUACCCACGAUACAAUGAGCACAUACAUAUGUUUAUGAAAAAAAAGUGUUAGGUAUAGGUAGGUAUAGGUGAACUAAUUAAAUUAAUAUCACGUUACCUAAACCUAAACUAUACAUUUUUAUAACAUGUAAGAUUGAUAUGAAAUUUAUAUAGUUUGCAGGAUUGAAUAUUUUUGAAUAACCCUCAUUAAAGAGAAUUUUAUUCGCGAAUUAUAUAGUAUUGUUGAAAAAAAAAUCUCAAAUUCUAUUAUUUUUACUUUUAAUUAAUUUUUUUAUUGAUACUUUUUCAUAAAAUACAUUUAACAUUUGAUAUUACUCACAUUAUAUGAAAAUAAUAUCAAGAUUGAAUAUUAAUUUGUACAUGAAUUAUAUACUAUUAUAAUAAUUAUAUAUACAUAUAUAUAAUUCUUUAUUUUUCCCAGAUUGAAUAAAAAAGACAACGAUUUAAAAAAAAAUAUUCCUCUUUUUAUCAGACAAGUAUAAGUGUAGAACGAAUUUAUGUGUAAAAACUUUCAUGUGAUUAAAAGUGCGAAUAUUAUCAAUUAUUGUACUCAUAAUCAUAAACAUUACUAUACUUUAUAUGAUUAAAUUCGAGUUUUUUAAUUCUUCAAUCUAACAAAAACAACGUAUCUAAAGAAAUAUUAAUUAUUUUGUGGGUAAUUUUGAAAAUAUUCGAAGACUGCUGAUAGUAGUGAAAUGUCCGAGGCCUUAUCGUAUCAUAUAUAUCGAGUAAUAAAUAUGGAACAAUAAAAUUAUAAAAUACAUAUAUAUGCUAAUUAUAUCAGGAGAAAAAAAAGAAUAUUAGUUAACGAUUAAAUACUGUGAUCGUUAAGUUAAUUCAUCUUAUAUAGAAAACAUAUUUUAAUGCAGCACAAUUGCGCUCUCAUAAAUUUAUUGAUCGUAAA